CAUAUUAUGCAAAUGUCUUGUUUUGGUUCCGUUGCAGAAUGUUUCCCAACUGCAAAUUUGGCAACAAGUGUCUGUUCAUUCAUCCAAACUGUAAGUUUGAUGCCAAGUGCUCCAAGGUGGACUGUCCAUUCACACACGUCAGCCGCAGACUCAACAGCAACCCUACAAGAGCAGAUCCGGCUCCAGCCAGCACCGUGUGCCAUUUCUUCCCAGAGUGUAAAAAGCCGGACUGUCCGUUUUACCACCCCAAAGUGAGUCUUACAUCAGCCCGUUUCAUUUUAAGAGAUACAGUUGUGUUUGUGGAGUUUAAGAACUUCGACAGUCUCUGAAAUGUCAAAUAAAAA
Messenger RNA from Sinocyclocheilus grahami, 344 nucleotides. Its product is annotated as zinc finger CCCH domain-containing protein 14-like. Lineage: Eukaryota; Metazoa; Chordata; Actinopteri; Cypriniformes; Cyprinidae. The record is from RefSeq and is a predicted model, not a curated record. The coding region runs from base 39 to 329 and encodes 96 amino acids. Gene Ontology annotation, molecular function: poly(A) binding. Gene Ontology annotation, biological process: regulation of mRNA stability. The transcript has 2 exons. Gene Ontology annotation, cellular component: cytoplasm; nucleus.